AUGUUUUGGAAACUCGCCUCUCUUUCUGCUUCCUCUCCCGUGGAGGCUAUAUUAGACAAGGAUAAUUUCACUUUAGAAGAGCUUCUGGAUGAGGAGGAAGUAAUCCAAGAAUGCAAGGCCUUAAACAGUCGUCUUAUCAAUUUUUUGAGAGAUCCAGCUCAGGUUGAGCAAUUGCUACGCUACAUUAUCGAAGAACCACCACAAGAUGCUGAAAGUAAACGGACCUUCAAGUUUCCAUUCAUUGCCUGCGAGAUUUUUACAUGUGAAAUUGAUGUCAUCUUGAAGACUUUGGUGGAUGAAGAAGAGUUGAUGAACUUAUUAUUCUCCUUUUUGGAGCCUAAUCGUUCCCAUAGUGCCUUGUUGGCUGGCUACUUUAGCAAGGUUGUUGUUUGCCUAAUGAUUCGAAAGACAGUGUCACUUAUGAAUUAUGUUCAGGCCCAUCAGAAUGUUUUUCGCCAAUUGGUUGAUUUGAUUGGAAUCACAUCCAUUAUGGAGGUUUUGGUUCGAUUAGUAGGCGCCGAUGACCAUGUGUAUCCCAAUUUUAUUGAUGUGAUGCAAUGGUUGGCUGAGAGCAACCUGCUCGAAAUGAUUGUUGAUAAAUUAAGUCCAUCUUGCCCCCCUGAAGUUAAUGCCAAUGCAGCUGAAACAUUAUGUACAAUAACACGAAAUGCCUCAUCUACUCUAGCAAUUAAAUUAUCAAGCCCAAGUUUUGUCGCAAAAAUUUUGGGCUAUGCAUUGGAAGAUUCACAAUCGAAGUCUACCCUUGUGAACUCACUUUCCGUGUGUAUUUCCUUGUUGGACCCGAAAAGAUCUAAUGUACCAUCUCCCCUUUUUCAUUCAUUCCGAAGUCAACACAUGUAUGAGCCACAUAUUCCUGUAAAGCCAGAGACUAUUAGUGCAAUGUUCCCUAAACUCAGUGACUUGCUAAUGCUUUUGAGUGUGUCGUCCGAUGAGAAAGUAUUGCCUACAACAUAUGGAGAAUUGAGACCUCCACUUGGGAAGCAUAGAUUAAAGAUUGUUGAGUUCAUUGCAGUCCUCUUAAAAACCGGAAAUGAAGCUGCAGAAAAAGAAAUGGUCAACUCGGGAACCAUUAAACGAGUUAUUGAUCUUUUUUUUGAGUAUCCAUAUAAUAAUUCAUUACACCAUCAUGUUGAAAGUAUUGUCUUAUCAUGUUUGGAGAGUAAAACUGAUGCCAUUGUUAAUCAUCUUCUGCGAGAUUGUGAUUUAAUUGAAAGGGUUAUCCAAGCAGAUAAACAUUCUGUUCUCUCUUCCGACAGAAAUCUGCCAACUGUACCUGCUACUGGAAAACAGGCACCACGGGCAGGAAACAUUGGCCAUAUUACUCGAAUUGUUAACAAACUUGUUCACUUGACACACAGCCGAAGCCACAUACUGACAUGUCUUCAGGAGAAUAGUGAAUGGAAUGAAUGGCAGGCUACUGUGCUUCAGAAUCGUAAUGUGGUUGAGAAUGUUAACCGUUGGGCUUGUGGACGCCCGACUGCUUUACAAGAUAGGAUGAGGGAUAGCGAUGACGACGACAUUCAUGACAGGGACUAUGAUGUUGCAGCUUUAGCUAAUAAUUUGAGUCAGGCCUUUAGAUAUAAACUUUAUGGGAAUGAGGAUAAUGAAGAGGAACGUGGAAGCCAUGAUCGAGAUGAUGAGGAUGUCUACUUUGAUGAUGACUCUGCCCAAGUAGUCAUAUCGUCUCUAAGACUCGGUGAUGAACAAGGGAGUAGUUUGUUUACAAACUCCAACUGGUUUGCAUUCCAAGACGACAGAAUUGGUGAUGCCAAUGGAGGUACAACAUCAUCUGAUAUGAUGGAUGAGAUAAACUUGAAUGGUGCUGCUAAUGGUGGUAACAACAGUGACGAUGAGGUAGUGGUUGGAGAGGAUGAAGAAUUGGAUGAAAGCAAAAAUACUAUGAAUGACACAUCUAGCUCUAGCACAAACUUCUUUGGUGGAUUACCAGGUAGCAAUUCCGGGAAUGGAGGUGCUUCAAAUGAUACAGGUUUCUUCAGAUUUGAGGCAUCAGACAAGGAAGAGUGUUUUGGUGACAGGCCUUUGCCCGAUUGGGUGGGAUGGGGAGAACCUUCAGAUAUGCAAGUAACCGGUGCAAGCAUGAACCCAUUUGUGGAUCAUGAUGAGUCUGGUAGCAGCCCUUCUACUAAGCCUCAAAUAGGUAGCCCUAAUUCUAACUCUCCAAAAGCAGAAUCUAUUUCUUCGAAUGGUUCACCAAAUAGUAAAGAUUUGAUUGACGGGGUUGGCGACUCAACUCAAAGAUCAGCAGCAGUGCCCUCACUAUUUGAGGAGGAUGUUGAAUUUGUAGGUGUAGAAUUAGAAGGUACUGAGAAGGCUAUGGAACAGGCUCUUAAAGAGGGGAUAGUUGGGGAAGCAGGACCGUUGAAAAGAAACAUGUCCCCAAAAGCAGCCGAAAAGGAAAACUCCGAAGACGGUAAUCCUGGAAUGAAGGAAUUCAAUGACGCCAAUUACUGGAGGGUUGAUCAAGAGGUUGCUGUUCUGGAGUGA
This is a messenger RNA of Vicia faba (fava bean), 2526 nucleotides long. Lineage: Eukaryota; Viridiplantae; Streptophyta; Magnoliopsida; Fabales; Fabaceae. The record is from the annotation of a GenBank genome assembly.